UCCGAGUUCGGUCAGAGCGAGAAGGCACAAUUUGCGCACACUCAAAAGAGCACACACCACAGCAAAGCUCGCGGAGCAGUGUGAAAACACGAGAUAGGUUGGUGGUGAUGAACACAGACCGACGCUGAGCUCUAUUGUAUAUCUAUAGCGUCACAUCACCUCGAGCGCUGCGCGUGGACUGUCCUAGCUGCAGUAAUCGCUGCGUCUCUCCCUUUCACCCCAAAGAAACCUCACCGCAGCUGUCAGCCGAUUAGUGAGCCCUUCCAUCGCGUUUACCUUUUACAGUCGCCCGAAGCAGGAAUCGUCAGACCUCCUUUUGGCUCUCCUUUUCGACACCAUGGGGAAACAGAACAGCAAGCUGACCCCUGAGGUAAUGGAGGACCUGGUGAAGAACACAGAAUUUAAUGAACAUGAACUCAAACAGUGGUACAAAGGUUUCCUGAAGGACUGCCCCAGUGGCCGACUCAACCUGGACGAGUUCCAGCAGCUGUAUGUUAAGUUUUUCCCUUACGGUGAUGCAUCAAAGUUUGCUCAGCAUGCUUUCAGAACCUUCGACAAGAAUGGAGAUGGUACCAUCGACUUCAGAGAGUUCAUCUGUGCCCUGUCCAUCACAUCACGAGGCAGCUUUGAACAGAAACUCAACUGGGCUUUUAACAUGUAUGACCUGGAUGGAGACGGCAAAAUCACACGAGUUGAGAUGCUUGAGAUCAUUGAGGCAAUCUACAAGAUGGUGGGGACUGUUAUCAUGAUGAAGAUGAACGAGGACGGCCUGACGCCCGAACAGCGGGUUGACAAAAUCUUCAGUAAGAUGGAUAAGAACAACGACGACCAGAUCACAUUGGAAGAGUUCAAAGAGGCAGCAAAGAGCGACCCGUCCAUUGUAUUACUGCUGCAGUGUGACCUGCAAAAAUGAGCGUCUCGAAAAAAGAGCCAGGGACUGCACAAAUGAUUAAUGUUCCAUUCAGUUUGCAGCUAUUUCCACUGAUAAAAAAAUUGCUUGGACUACCUUUCAAUGAAUCCGCUUCCUGUGUUUGAAACACUUGUGUGCAUGAGAAUGUUCUUUGCUAACGAAUUUCACAUACGCACCCACACGGACACCCUCGCACACACAAAUACACUGACACACAAACAUAAAUGCAUACACACAUACAGACCAUGCCAUGCACAAAUAGAAUUAUAUGAAUAUUAAUAUACAUAUAUAUUGAGUUGUCUAAAUUAACUGCCAAAAUGUGAAGAGUGUGCAAAGUACCUUCCGAAUCCACUGGAGCUUGCGCAUCAUUGAUGUGCUGUAUUCAAUCGAGCUACUAUUUAUUGUACUGAUGCUAGCUAUGUGUACCAUAUACUGCGUAAUGUCAACCGAACCGAUUCUUAUGGUAAUCGUAACUGUUCCGGAUUUACCCACUCGUCUGGAUGGACAAAAAGAUAAGCUCGUGUCCAUCCGACUUUCCCCUUCAAAUGUGCUUGUACUGUUGGUGAAUAUAAAUGUAGUUUAUUUGCAUGCCAUUAGGUUUGCCUUAAGAGUACUUCCCUCAUUUGCAUCCCGCAUAAAGAAUGAUAACAAGCCUUAUUUAAAAGAAACAUUUGAGAUGUGAUUGGGGAAAGGCUGGUUUACUACACCUUCUGUGUGUAGCAUGUACAUCACAUGAGAGGGAUUCAAUGGCCGAAUGUAAUCCGUGAGAAGAGUUCAGCGACUAAGAGCGUACAUUCAUUCUCAUGGUCGAAAAAAUAUGGCGCAAAAAAAUUCCCAUAUUAAACCUACAAGCUGUGCAGUUUCAGAACGUCAUCACAUGUAAUAAAUUGCAUAUCAGUGUGGAGAUAUGUGGGGCCCGAGCAUGGAAUGAAUUUAUGAAAAUCAUUUUUAGGUUUAAAGUCAUAUACAGUGAUGAUUUUGCCUCAAAAAUGUACCCGUUCUUGACAGCUAAAAUGUUCAAGACUGUAUUUAUUCCUACUUUUUAUUACAUGCUGUUCUUAAAGGAGAACUCCAGCUGAGGGUUUUAAAGGUUGACCCUAAGGUUAUUACUUUUUAAAUCCAGACAUUUGCACCAACUGCACAUUUUGAGCACCGACUCGAUUUCUAAAUACGCACGUUUCUGUGCUCCAUUUGAAAGUACAUUCUGCCAGUGUCAAGAGCUUUACACAAGCAUAACCUUUGUCAUUGUAAUGUUUACCUACGUAGGCACCGCACCAAAUUCAUGCAAUGGCAAACUUUUCCAAUUUCAAAGUUAUUUUGUACAUGUAGCAUGUAUUGUGCCCCUGAUGCCAUGGCUGCACUACUCCUUGUGUUGUGGUUUAAACUAAUAAAAGAGUAUAUGGGAUUUUUUUCCUCAA
Messenger RNA from Labeo rohita (rohu), 2328 nucleotides. It is a transcript of the gene vsnl1a, whose product is annotated as visinin-like 1a. Lineage: Eukaryota; Metazoa; Chordata; Actinopteri; Cypriniformes; Cyprinidae. Gene Ontology annotation, molecular function: calcium ion binding. Bases 338 to 913 code for a protein of 191 amino acids. The record is from RefSeq and is a predicted model, not a curated record. The transcript has 4 exons.